CAAGGGAAAAAACAAGAAACAAGGAUCAUCAUUGAAACAGAACUACCAACAACAAUAUAAAGACGAUGAAUAAACUACUUAAUUACAUUAAUUACACUUAAUAUUAUAAAUAGGCCUAUAAAUUGAAGAUUAUAAUUAUAUUUAGGCUACAAAUAAAUCGAAACACAAAAACCCUUUGCCUUUUACUGUGGCAAAAUACCAUGAUGUAGUGAUGCAGACAAAAUAUUAUGGCAACAGGCUAUAAUUCGGGUUAUGAUUUUAAGGUGUCUUUGUUCCAGUGUAAUUAGGCUUUUGUACGGUAAAAUAAAGUGUUUCGAAUUUUAUUUCAUGGUGUUUAUUGUGCGCCAAGGUUCUUAGUAUACCAUAGCAUAUCUGUCCAAAAACAUGGCGUUUUGGUAAGCCUAUUUUAUGGGAAUGCAUUAUGUUUUUCUUUGUCCUUUGAAUGUAUUCAUUUUAAUGUAUUUAAUAUCAGCAAUUAAAAAUAAAUACUUUGUGCUCAAAUAUGAUUUAGCGAGUGUGUGAGAGACCAUAGCUUUGUUUAUUUGCAUAUGUCUGACCGCUCCUCCCUAUAAAAGACCGCGCGCACUUCUCCUGCUUUAGCUGCUCGCGCAUGGAAUGACUGUAAGGGCGCACAUCAAGAGGAUCUUUUAACAUGUUAUGAGAUCGAUCAACUGCUGAAAGUACAUCAGAGAAACACACAUCAGGGUUUGGCGAUGCAGUGUUUGCGUGGCUAGAGCUUGACAACAAGCCAUCAUUUCCUUUUGGAUACUUUGGAUAAUUCCCUCUCGGUUUCUUCGAGUUCUUGUCCAAACCUUUUUUAGUAAUGGCAUUUGCCAUGCUUCGGCCCAUAGCGACUCAUCUAGCGUACUCGGAUGUUGCCAUGAUGUCCGAGGAUGAGGAAAACCGCAGCGAGAGCGACGGCAGCUCGGAGCAGAGCUAUGGUUGCUGUCCCAGUGCGGAGAAGCGGCGGCGGAUGACACUCAAGUCCACGAGCGGCGUGGUUAUAGUAAAGCAACGGAACGCAGCGAACGCGCGGGAACGCGACAGGACGCAGAGCGUCAACACGGCUUUCACGGCGUUACGGACUCUUAUUCCCACCGAGCCGGUAGACAGAAAGCUGUCAAAGAUUGAGACUCUGCGCUUAGCCUCCAGUUACAUCUCACAUCUGGCCAAUGUGCUCCUGAUAGGGGAUGGAGGAGAGGACGCGCAGCCGUGCGUGAGCGCGGUGUACAGCGCGCAGGGCGACAGCGGAGGAAAGCAGCCGCGCACCAUAUGUACUUUCUGCCUCAGCAGCCAGAGAAAAGGGAUAAAGGACGGGACUGACUGCGUCCGCAUGCGGGGAAUCACUUCAUUGCGCGUGACACGCCGGUAGCAGCGGCAGCAGCGCGUGAGAUGAAACCGCCACUCAGGGAGCGCGAGAGGUGAGCGAGAUUCCUCGCGACGGAGAUUUUCGGAAGACUCGCCAUUCAAACAAGCGUUGGGUUUUGUAUUGUACUUUUUCUGUGUGUGUUUUGUACAGAGAUAUACGAACAUUUAAAAUGCAGUGCAUAAAAUAUAUUUUCCCUUUUCGUUUUCUUUUUUAAAAAGAGAAUUUAUACAUUUUUACACAAAUUGUGAGAAC
Molecule: messenger RNA, 1621 nt
Organism: Pimephales promelas (fathead minnow)
Lineage: Eukaryota; Metazoa; Chordata; Actinopteri; Cypriniformes; Leuciscidae
Gene: tcf15
Product: transcription factor 15
Biological process (GO): regulation of transcription by RNA polymerase II; developmental process
Molecular function (GO): DNA-binding transcription factor activity, RNA polymerase II-specific; RNA polymerase II transcription regulatory region sequence-specific DNA binding; protein dimerization activity
Source: RefSeq, a predicted model, not a curated record